AUGAGUUCGAUAAGCAAGCCGAAAAACCUAUCACAGGAUGUCGAGCGACACACGAAACCGCUGUCGUUCAUCGAGCGUCAUCGCGCUGCCUCAAGUUCCUUACAAUCCAGUUCCGAUCUUCGUGACCCUCUGGGCCUGAACUUACUCUACGAGCCCCCGGAUUCUCGAGUCGAUCUGAUUUUUGUUCAUGGGCUUGGAGGUGGAUCGCACAAGACAUGGAAUAUCUCGACCGACCAGGACUCCUUCUGGCCGAAGGAGUGGCUGCCGCGAGAAGCCGGUUUUGAACACGCUAGAAUAUAUAGCUUCGGCUAUCGUUCCCACUGGGCGAGUAAGCGCAAAAGAGCCGCCACAAUUCCUGAUUUUGGACGUGCUCUUCUUGGGGACAUCUGCGAUCAUUUCGCUAUUCAGAACGGCCCCAAUCUGCCGAUCAUUUUUGUUGCGCAUAGUAUGGGCGGCCUUGUUGUCAAAAAGACGUACAUUUUGGCUAAACAAAACCCGAUCUAUGAAGAAGUAUCCCAGCGAAUACGCGGCAUGAUUUUUCUAGGCACUCCUCAUCGAGGUGCAGACUCGGCACAUCGCCUGAGUUCCCUGUUGAAUCUCGCUGGCAGGUAUGGCUCAAAGAGAUUCGUAGAUGAGUUGGCCCCGGAAUCAACGAUACUAGAGGAAAUAGAGGAGGCUUUCGCGAGUGCAUCUCAAGGCCUUUACCUCUGCUCGAUAUUUGAAACGGUGGAAACCACUAUUGGGUUUGCUCGCCAGAUGAUAGUUGAAAGGCGUUCUGCACUCCUAGGCCUUCCCUCGGAGCGUAUCCAGCACUUGAACACAGAUCAUCGUCACAUGUGCAAAUUCCACGACCCAGAUGACCUCAAUUACAAAAGCCUUCGUCUCAAAAUCUUAGCUGCCAUUCGUUCUAUUGAAAAAGCCAACCAUCCGAAAAAGUUGACUUUAUCUGAACAGUUGAAAUGGAUAUCAACAUAUCUUAAUGACCCGCAAUAUCAUAUCGAUGAGUUGGCAGAACUUACUGGAGAGAAAGAAGACGGCUCUUGUGAAUGGCUUAUAAAUAGGCCUGCAUUUCGUGUCUGGCUUAAUCUCCCCUCGACUGGUAACGAAGCUGAGCUUCCUGACAUAUGGAAUGUUAAAAGGAGUCCCAAGCUAUUCUGGCUCAGCGGUAAACCCGGCACGGGAAAAUCAAUGGCUGCUGCUCAUGUGAUUCAAUACAUGGAAGAUAAUAACCUGGAUUGCAUCUUUUAUUUCUUCAAGUAUGGAGACAAGACAAAAUCUUCGAUUUGCAACCUAUUGUGCUCUUUCGCCUUUCAACUGGCCCGUAUUAACACCGACGUUCGACAAAUGCUCCUAGAUAUGGCCCAGAACUGUGAACGCCUCAACUUUAAUAAGCCCAGGGAAAUGUUGGAAUCCCUCUUCAACCCUCAAAUAUUACGCGAGAAGUUGCACGCGACCUAUUAUUGCGUUAUAGAUGCACUGGAUGAAUGCGACGCGCACUCGACUCUCAUUUCUCUGCUAUCAGAGCUCGCCAAGCGAUUACCGUUGAAAAUAUUUAUGACGAGUCGCUUAAUUUCAACGAUAGGAAGAGAUCUGUUAAAGCAGAGCCUGCCAGUAUUUGUGGAACAAAUGAAGCUCGAAGAUUCUUUAGGCGAUAUUGAACGUUAUUUGAAUCGCCGGACAAAUUCGCUACCAAUUGAUGACGAGUCAAGUCGUGAAGACCUAGUGGCACAAAUUCUUCAAAAAUCCAAUGGCUGCUUUCUAUGGACGACACUUGUUUUCAAUCUGCUGAAAGAGGCGCAUGGCUUCGGGGCAAUAAAAGCAUGCCUGAACCUCGUGCCGGUCGAAAUGAACGAAUUGUACGAACAAAUUCUUAAAAAGUCAAUUAAGAUAUCACAGGAUAUUAUACUAGCACAGGCUGUUUUUAGAUGGGUUAUUUGUGCUAUAAGGCCCCUUACAUCAGACGAGCUCCUGGAGGGACUACAGCAUGAUGUGAAAGACACCCUAGCUUCUCGUCGGGACGGUAUUGGGCCUCUGUGUGGACACCUAGUUUAUGUCGACGAAAAUUCCCGAGUGCAAGCACUACACCAAACAUUCAGAACCUUUUUGACAGAUAAAUGUCCCCUAGCCGAGUUUGCGAUAGAAAAAAAGCAAGAGCAUGCUCACAUCGCAAAUGUCUGCCUAGCUUUCCUGGCUGGGAGGGACUUUUGUGGCUCGAAGCCAAUGGACAUUUCACGCCCACCAGCUUACCUCUCGCCAUUCGGUAAAUACGCCACUGUUCACUUUUCUGACCAUAUUUCAAAGUCCUCAUCUGGAUCAGACGAGCUUCUCCUUUCAAUAUACAAGUUUUUUCGAUCUUCGAACGUUCUAGCGUGGAUCGAGAACCUGGCCGAAUCCGGAAACCUAUCUAUUCUAACUCACACUGUAAAGAAUUUGAAGUCAUAUCUAGCCCGACGGGCAAAAUAUUUGCCACCAUUGGGCGAGGAAGUCCAGACAGUAGAGACAUGGAUACAUGAUCUAAUUCAUAUUGGCACUCUCUUUUCUCACAAUUUGCUUGCUGUACCAAAAGCAAUGCAUUUCCUGAUUCCACCCCUUUGUCCACGGAAAUCUGCUAUAUAUGGUCAAUUUUAUAAAGAGGAAAAAGACUCCUUCAGAGUUGUUGGCAUCACUGAUGAGGAUUGGGACGAUCGCCUAGCGAGCUUGCUCUACCCCGACGAAGAAGCUUUAUCGCUUGCAUGCAGCGACAAUUAUUUUGCGGUGGGGCUAUCAGACGGAAGUAUAUUUAUAUACCAGAGUACAACUUGCGAGUAUGUCAGGAAACUGGAUCAUCCCGGCGCCGUGGCCAAGCUUGCAUUUGCCAGGCUGCGCCCCUUGCUGGCGUCUUGCUCACCAAAUAAACUGAUCCUGUGGAAUACCCAUGAUGGCAGCUGUAUCUGGACAGCCCGUAGACGCGGCUAUCUGGACCCCAUGGCGCUGGGCUUUAAUAAUGACGAUUCAGCUAUCUCGAUCGCCACAAAAAAAGGUCUGUCUUUCUUUCAGGUAUUGGAUGGGAAGGAAUCCGAAAGUUUCAGUUAUUACGCCACCGAAAUAGGUUCUUCCGAAACAAAGAACCCUAACUCUGCAUGGAAUGCACAAUUCUCCCCAGAUCUGAACCUUUUGGCCAUAAUCUACCGUAAUAGGCCCAUUAUCCUGUGGGACGUCGCUCUAAGACGCACAUCGCUUCAAAUUGUGAAAAGGGGUUCUGAUGGGGUAUAUGAGACUCCCAAUGCGAAUGCCGUGGUGUUCCACCCGAAUUUAGAAGCGCAUCUGAUAGCCGUGGCUUAUAAUGACGGUGAUUUAGUCGUGCAUAAUUUUCGAAUAGAUCAGCAGACGGCGAGUUUUCCACUUCUUGCUCAGACCCUGGCCGUAUCCCCUGACGGGCGGACUUUGGCGACUGGAGACACUCAUGGAAUCAUCCAUCUUUUCAAUUUUGAGACCUUAAGACUGUCUUAUCGUAUUACAACGGACACCUCUCGCAUUCAGGAUAUCGUCUUUGAUUCUAGCUGUCUUCGUUUCCUUGAUAUUAGAGAUGAUCGCUGCAAUGUCUGGGAGCCGUCUGUGUUGGUGGUCCUCAAAGAAAGCUCGGAUGAUACGUCGACAGAACCUUGCAGUGAAGAAAUUCCCCCUCCCAUGCAACGCAAAGAUGCUAGGCAUUGGGGCAGCGAAUUUUAUAUCUCAGCGAUUGCAGGCCACCAAGAUAAUUGUCACUUGUUUGGUGGGAGGUCAGAUGGCUCUGUCGCCGUGUUUACAACUGAAACCGGCAGCAUUGUUCAGGAGCUUUGUAGCCAUGCGCAUUCUGGAAGAGUCCAUUUGCUCGACUGGAAUGAGAGCAAGUCUCUCCUCACAAGUAUAGACGUGUCCUGGCGUAUCAUUUGCAGAAAGAUUUCUCGCAAGCAAAGUGGAGAAUGGUACACUGAAAGGACAUUGUUGGAUAGGUGCACGAGGAACGCUAUUCUUCAGGUUUUAACUAAUCAACGCGGGGAUCGACUCUUGGUGUCUACAACCUUGACAGAUAUUGUAUGGAAUCUUGAUGCCCAAUGCUCAGAAAUCAACCGCUUCACACAACAGGAGAAACGCCAGUGGGUUGCACACCCAACGAAUCCCGAGCUCCUGAUUUUGAUUCGAGGCGGAAAGGCCUUUACUUUUGAAUGGACACAAUUCCAUAUGACUAGCGGAGAAUGCGGCGUAUCAUUAGAAUCCCUCUCCGCGGUUGAUCUGGGCUUUUCGCGAGUUGUCUCAUGCGAACAAGCAAAUAAAAUAGCGGCAGUAAGGAUGAGUAAGGGCAACAAUGGCAGAAAAUCGAGCGAAAUACAGCUGUGGGAUGCGGUUCACAUCAACUCUGAAGCUGGCGGUACGCCAUUGUGUGCGCGAUACGAGCACUUUGCCUAUGACAUCAAUGCUAUCCUUGGUGUUGUCGAGUCGUCUCUCCUCUUUCUUGACUCCGAGAGUUGGGUUUGCUCCGUAAAUGUCGGAAAUCCCAAACAUGAAAAGUUCUAUACUCGCCACUUUUUCAUUCCCUUUACCUGGCAUCGGAAUAAAGAUCUCGUGUACUAUGUCACGGCUAGCGGAAGGAUUGCUUUUGUGGUUGGCGAGAACGUAGUCGUGUUCCAUCAUGGACUUCAGUUUAAAGUUCCCGUUCCCUUUGCGAGGGCGGAGAGCAUUGAGGAGGUCAAUAGGAAAGAGGAUGGUUGA
Molecule: messenger RNA, 4728 nt
Organism: Coccidioides immitis RS
Lineage: Eukaryota; Fungi; Ascomycota; Eurotiomycetes; Onygenales; Onygenaceae
Exons: 8
Coding region: 1-4728 (1575 amino acids)
Molecular function (GO): protein binding
Source: RefSeq, a predicted model, not a curated record